Culex pipiens pallens (northern house mosquito) is the source of this 3415-nucleotide messenger RNA. RefSeq lists its product as uncharacterized. The transcript has 5 exons. The coding region runs from base 162 to 3260 and encodes 1032 amino acids. Gene Ontology annotation, cellular component: lysosome. Gene Ontology annotation, biological process: sphingolipid metabolic process. The record is from RefSeq and is a predicted model, not a curated record. NCBI's taxonomy places the organism in Eukaryota, Metazoa, Arthropoda, Insecta, Diptera, Culicidae.
UCGGUCGCGUUUUUUUUCUAUCUCUCCGUCGCAAGUAAAAACAAACAGUCAUCCGCCGAACAGUGUGUGUGUUUGAAAAAUAUUAUUCAUUCCCCCCACAAAACGAACUAAUUAGAUUAUUACGAAGGAAAAAAUCAGCAACAGUUUUGAGUGUCGUCACGAUGAAAGCCCUUCAGCUAGCCUUGGCUGGCGUUUUGCUGGCAACGGCAGCCGUCUGGGCCUCACCGGUGGAAACCGGCGGACGGCACCUGGUCGGAGCGAAGGAGUGCACCUGGGGACCGUCCUACUGGUGCUCCAACCUGAAAAACGCCAAGGGCUGCGGCGCCGUCACGCACUGCAUCCAGACGGUGUGGGAGCGCCAAAAGUACCCGGUGGACAACGACGAAAUCUGCAACAUCUGUCUGGACAUGGUCAAGCAGGCCCGGGACCAGCUCGAGAGCAACGAAACCCAGGCGGAUCUGAAGGCCGUGUUCGAGGGCUCGUGCAACCUGAUUCCGAUCAAGGUGGUCAAGAAAGAGUGUAGAAAGUUGGCGGACGAUUUCAUCCCGGAGCUGGUCGAGGCGUUGGCUUCGCAGAUGAACCCGAACGUGGUGUGCAGCGUUGCGGGGUUGUGUAAUAAUGCUGCGAUCGAUCGGAUGUUGGAGGAGAUGCCGGCGGUGAAGCCGAAGGACAAGGAUGAUUUGGAGGAGCCGAUGACGGAGGUGGCGAUUGAGAAGCGGGAGGAGGAAUUUUGCUGUGGCAAAUGUAACCGGAUUGCGGGGUUGAUUUCGGACCGGUUCCACGCGAGCGAUCGCGAUCAGGUGUUGGAGGGAUUUUUGCGGUUCUGCGGCCAGAUGGGAUCGUUCUCGGACGGGUGUUCGAGCGUGGUGUUGACGUACUUUAGCGAGAUUUACGAACAUCUGGAGAAGGAGCUGACCGGGAAGAAUGUGUGUCACAUGACGGGGGCGUGCGCUGGAAUGUAUCAUCAGCAUGAGGAGGAGAAGAGCAGCGAGGAGAUCGAGGUUCGUCCGAUGGGUGGAGUCGGUGUGAUCAACGUGAACGGUGAAGAUCAGCAGCAGUUCGGGGAUGAUAUUCCGUGCAAGCUGUGCGAGCAGCUGGUGGAUCACCUGAGGGACGUGCUGGUGGCGAACACGACCGAGCUGGAGUUCAAGGAAGUGUUGGAGGGACUCUGCAAGCAGACCAAGACGUUCGCUUCCGAGUGCUUGAGCCUGGUUGAUCAGUACUACGAGGAGAUCUACGGCACGCUGGUGCACAACUUGGACAGCAAUGCGGCUUGCUUCAUGAUCGGGGUUUGUCCGAAGGGACUGGGAGCUUCUGCGCUGGAUGGUCCGAUAAUGCCGAUUGUUCCGGUGAAGGUCGCCGUCAAGGUUGGCGAGAACAAGCCGCCGCGCAAGCUCCUUACCGGAGAGGGCGAAGCCAAGCUGUCUGCCGUCGAAGUUCAACAGGCUCAGCUGCCAAUCGAUCGCUUGAUGGGAGCGCCGGCUUCGCUGCACCUCGUUGAGAACGGUCAGUUCUGUGCGCUGUGCGAGUACUUCAUGCACUUUGUCCAGGAGGCGCUCAGCGAACCGGGCAACGAAGACGAAAUCAAGAACGUCGUCGGAAAUACCUGCGAGAAGCUGCCCAAGGCCAUCCGCGGAGAGUGCCACACCUUCGUAGACCUGUACGGCGAUGCCGUCAUCGCUCUCCUGAUCCAAUCGAUGGACCCCCGCCAAGUCUGUCCCCAACUCCGCAUGUGCCCGGCCUCCAACGACGACAUCGAAAUCUUCGCCCCGGCCCCGAUUGAUGUGACGAUCGACGCCAACGCCGGCCAGGACAAACCCACCUGCCCGCUCUGCCUGUUCGCCGUGUCCCAGCUCGAGGAGUCCAUCAAGAACGACCGCACCAAGGAGAACGUCAAGCAAGCCCUGGACAAACUCUGCUCGCACCUCUCCUCAAAGCUCAAGCUCGAGUGCACCGACUUUGUCGAAACGUACUCCGCCGAACUCAUCGAAAUGCUCGUCUCCGACUUCACCCCGCAGGAAAUCUGCGUCUACCUGAAGCUCUGCGUCGACCAACGCCCGGACCUCAGCCUCCUCAACAUGGAGUUCGACCGCGACAACCGCCAACAAACCCUCCGCCGGCCCUCGUACGACAUCGAAACGAACGAAAUCGCCGACAUCACCGUGAACGGGCAGAUCGCCGUCGACCACCAGGCCACCGUCAGCUCGCCCGAGUGUCUCGUGUGCGAGGAGAUGGUCAAGGAGGUGGAGAAGCGCAUCCAGAACAAGAAGAGCAAGGAGCAGAUCAAGGAGGCACUCGAGCACGCCUGCGACCGGCUGCGCAAGUACAAGACCAAGUGCGAGCGGUACAUUGACCAGCACGCGGACCAGAUUGUGGACCUGCUGAUGAAGCAGCUGUCGCCGAAGGAGAUCUGCCGGACGCUUGGGUUCUGCCUCGCGAAGGAGGUCGAUGAGUUGGAAGUCGACGAAGCGCUGCUGGACUACGUCGUUGAACCGGCCGUCGCCGAACCCCCGAAGGAGCUCAUCUCCCCGGUGGAGGUCUCCGCCGCCGAAACCACCAACCAGCCGCCGCAGUGCGCCAUCUGCGAGUUUGUGAUGGUCAAGCUGGAGUCGGAGCUGGCGGACAAGAAAACCGAAGCGGACAUUGAGAACGCGGUGCGAAGUGUGUGCUCGAAGCUGCCGAACACCGUCACGAAGCAGUGCGACAAGCUGAUCGACCAGUACGGCCAGUUCAUCAUCAAGUUCCUGGCGACGCUGCCGCCGAAGGAGAUCUGCACGCGGUUGGCACUGUGCGAGCAGCAGCUGCAGCGGCUGGAGGAGAGCAGUCUGGAGAUUAUCGAGUGCGCCGUGUGUCAGGGCGCGAUCAAGACUGUGGAGGAGAUCCUCGGCAACAAGAAGGUCGACUACGACAUCGUGCAGGACGUGGAGAAGAUCUGCAACACGGUGCCGGCGCGGUACUACGAAAAGUGCGUCAAGAUGGUCAAGGUGUACGGCAUCAGCAUGGUGCGCCAGCUGGAGAACUUUGUCGAGCGCGAGCAGGUGUGCGUGAACAUGGGCAUGUGCAGCAGCCCGUCCGGAUAUGUGCGAUUUGAGGACGAGGUCGCCGAGGUGGACCACGCGGAGAAGAAGCAUGCGUACCAGGUCGGCGCCAAGGAGUGCACCUGGGGACCGGCGCACUGGUGCUCGAGCGAGGAGAACGCCCAGAAGUGUAAUGCCAGCAAGUUCUGCUCGGAGAAGAAGCUCGGCAAGUGGCAGGAGUAGAGCGCGAUGAUCGACAAUAGUCAAAAUAAGCUGGAAUGUUGUGAAAAGUGGUUUAGUAUUUAAGCAUCUGCAAAAAAAAAAGAAACGUAAACGAUACCAAGAAGUGCUAUAAUAGUUUGAUUGUAAGGCGAUUCUCCGUGUCUGAUUAGAAUCAU